Molecule: messenger RNA, 1638 nt
Organism: Cylicostephanus goldi
Lineage: Eukaryota; Metazoa; Nematoda; Chromadorea; Rhabditida; Strongylidae
Source: the annotation of a GenBank genome assembly
AUGGAAAUGCUGAGCACAAAAAUUUGGAACAAAAGUAACUUCACUUCGAAAUGUCGAGCACUGGUCGCCGAACCCCAUCUAGACGUACUGCGUCACAACAAAGCAGUGCGCGUUCUGUUAGAUGUGGCGGAAGCGCCUCCCAGCGCUCGAAGCAGUUCGCCUGAUCUGCGUUCGCUUCCACCGAGCGAAGCUCCCGUUGCAAGUGAAGCCACAUCUCCUCGAGGAGAUGGAGACCUAGCGUCUGUUCGCAGUGGUACUUCUUCUCUUCGUUAUGGUUCUGAGCUCGGUUUAUCAUCGCAAGGAUCCACAGCAUUAUCGUCACGUCGUGGCCACGCUCGCGCGGAUUUGGGAACUGCGCCGAGCCAUCAUAGAACUGUGCGCAUCCAAGGUCUUGAAGAUGAUCUGGCUGACGACAAUAGUCAACCACGCAUGUACAUUUGGGGAACGAGAAUUUGUGUAGUCGAUGUGCAAAGAGCUUUCCGCGCUUUCAUCACGGAAUUUAAAGUUUCAUCUUUGGAUGAGGACGAGAAUAUGCUGAUGUUGCCUUCUACGCGUCAAGCAGUUGAUACAUCCAUUCCUUAUUAUAUGGAACGCUUGUUCGAGAUCGACCAGACAGAUUGUCCGUUCAUGAAUCUGAACCUCGCACACGUGAAGGCGUAUUCUGAGCCGCUCUACAGGAAGAUCAUCGCAUAUCCAGCUGAUGUGAUUCCGUACCUGGACAUGACAGUCAACGAAAUCUAUCAAGAGAAAUACAACCGCUCUUUGGCCACGCCUAUUGAGCUACGUCCUUUCAAUGCAGAGAAGACUAGAAACAUGCGUAGUUUGAACCCAUGUGACAUUGAUCAACUCAUCACCAUCACUGGCAUGGUCACACGCACGUCAUCGCUGAUCCCGGAAAUGCGCAUGGGAUUCUUCCAAUGCUCAAUUUGCAAGUUUUGCGUGGAAAGUGAAGUGGAUCGUGGAAGGAUUGAAGAGCCUACUGUUUGUACUAACUGCUCAAACACCAUGUGUUUCCAACUCAUUCACAACCGUUCAAUAUUUUUGGACAAGCAAAUCAUUAAGAUGCAAGAAUCGCCAGAUGACAUGCCUUCUGGCCAAACCCCUCACACCGUCACCGUAUUUGCCCAUGGUCAUUUGGUGGAGUCUGUGCAACCUGGAGAUCGUGUCACACUAACCGGUAUAUUCCGUGUACAGGCAACUAAGGUUAACCCUCGUCAAAGAAAUCUGCAUGCUGUUUACCGCACAAACGUAGAUGCUCUACACUUCAGGAAGACUGAUGCAUCACGUCUUCAUCAAGAUAAUGGUGAGACGCUAACGGAUGAACGUAUCGAGCAGAUUCGCAAUCUCUCGAAACGCGACGACAUUACGGAGGCUCUUAGCCAUGCUAUCGCUCCUUCCAUUUAUGAGCACUCUGAUGUCAAGAAAGGCAUUCUCUGCUUGUUGUUUGGAGGCACCACAAAAGACGAUGAAAACACCCAUAGAACUAAGCUGAGGAGCGAGAUCAACAUCCUCUUAUGUGGAGAUCCUGGUACGUCCAAGUCCCAGCUCUUGCAGUACGUAUAUCAUCUGCUGCCUAGAAGCCAGUAUACUAGUGGAAAGGGUUCCUCAGCUGUGGGACUGACAGCCUCGAUAUCUCGC